This is a messenger RNA of Lachancea lanzarotensis, 2166 nucleotides long. It is a transcript of the gene SDA1, whose product is annotated as LALA0S05e09164g1_1. Gene Ontology annotation, cellular component: nucleolus. Gene Ontology annotation, biological process: ribosomal large subunit biogenesis; ribosomal large subunit export from nucleus. Bases 1 to 2166 code for a protein of 721 amino acids. NCBI's taxonomy places the organism in Eukaryota, Fungi, Ascomycota, Saccharomycetes, Saccharomycetales, Saccharomycetaceae. The transcript has a single exon. The record is from RefSeq and is a predicted model, not a curated record.
AUGGUGAGACAAUCAAGAGCAGCUAUCCUCCCCACCAACGUCAUCCUACUUCAAAAUCUGGUUAAGAGGGAUCCACUAUCGUACCGGGAAGAGUUUUUACAACAGUAUUCGCAUUAUGAAUCUCUGAGAGACAUUUUCAUGCUAAAGGCUCUAGAAGCACAGACUACUGGGGAUACCAACACCAAACAAUUUGUAGAGCUCGUGGGUUUUGUUAGCCAAGUGUGUUCAUGCUAUCCAGAAGAAACCGCCAAUUUUCCCAAUGAACUUAAACAGCUAAUAUUGGAUUAUCAUAGAUCGCUACCGUUCGAGGUACGGGAAAAAAUCGUAUCCUCCUUGACCAUGUUGAGAAACAAGGGCGUUAUCUCUGCGGAAACUUUGAUUCAAACGAUGUUCCCACUGUUGGUGGCAUAUUCGUCGCAAAGCAACUCUUUGGGCCACAAUUCACACGCCAAGGAAAUAAGGAAACUGGUUUACAGUACAAUUAUUUCGCUGCUCAAGAGCUGUAAUAUAGGUUCAAAAAACCAAAAACUGAAUAAGUCAACACAGGCAAUCUGUUUCAAUCUUCUGGACCAGCCGGACUCCCAGGGAGUAUGGGCUGCAAGACUUACGCGUGAGCUAUGGAGAAGAGGCAUCUGGGAUGACUCGAGAGCCGUUGAGAUUAUGACGCAAGCUGCGUUGAACGACGAUGUCAAAAUCGCAUAUUCCGGUGCUCUGUUCUUUUUGGGAGCCGACAAAGAGCGUGAAGAAAAUUUCGAGGAGAAAUCCGACGAUGAAGAUGUCGACAUGGAGGGCCUGAAACAUAAGAUGCAGAUUAACAAAAAGAGUGGUAAGAGGGGCAAAAAAUUAGAGGCCGCUUUGAAGUCUGUCAAGAAGAAGAGCGCGGCUCCUAAGACUCCCCAAGGGUAUCUCAAUUUCAGUGCUAUACAUUUGCUUCGUGAUCCUCAGGGUUUCGCCGAUAAACUUUUCUCAAAACAAUUGUCCAGUAAAAAUAACAACAAGUUCAACUUAGACCAGAAGAUUGCAUUGAUGCAGUUACUUUCUCGUUUAAUCGGUACUCAUAAACUGACGGUUUUGGGGAUUUACUCUUACUUUCUGAAAUACCUGACUCCAAAACAAAGAGACGUCACCAAGAUUCUUGCCGCUGCUGCUCAGUCGUCGCACGAUAUGGUCCCACCAGAGACCAUUGCAGAUUUGGUACGCAAAAUUGCCGACGAAUUCGUUAGCGAUGGUGUUGCUUCGGAAGUGGCGGCCGCGGGUUUGAACACCAUACGUGAAAUUUGUUCUCGUGCACCUUUGGCAAUUGAUGAAACUCUACUACAAGAUUUAACGGAGUAUAAGGGUUCCAAAGCCAAGGGAGUCAGCAUGGCAGCAAAGGGCUUGGUGGCUUUAUAUCGUGAAGUGGCACCCGACAUGCUGAAACGCAAAGACCGUGGUAAAGUUGCUUCUAUGGAGUUACAAGAAUCUGCUCGCGAAGGCAGGGUGUCGAAGAGACCUCAGUUUGGUGUGGAGAAUACCACUCAGGGCAUCGCAGGUAUCGAGCUUCUUGCCCAAUGGAAAAAGAAACAGCAAGACGCCGAUGGACAAGAUGUUGACGAGAAUGAUGAUCAAAAUUGGGAAGUCGAAGAAGAAGACAACGAAGAAGAGGAUAUUGAAGGUGAGUGGGUUACUGUAGAGAGCGACAAAGAAUACGAUGUGGAUAUGAGUGAUAGUGAUGACGAGAAGGAGAAGCCAAAAGAGGAAGAGGAGAAAAUCGACCCUGAAACGGCUUUUAGAGAUUUGGCAUCUUCUCGUGUUCUAACUCCUGCGGAUUUCGCCAAGCUCCAAGAGCUGAAAACCGAACAAGGUGUAGCCCGUUUGAUGGGUGUAAGAAACGAGGAAACUGUGGACUCUGAUAGAUUGGUAGGUCCUCUCAAACAUCGUAAGGCCACAAAGGAUGAGAGAAUUGCUAGCAUUAUGGAAGGUCGUGAGGGUAGAGAGAAGUUUGCUAGCCGCAAGAGUAAAAGAGAUGAGCAGCGUUCUACCACCAACCGUGAGAAGGAACGGAAGAAGAAUUUUGUCAUGAUGAUUCACAAGAGAUCUGUCAAGGGAAAACAGAAGAUGUCGCUUCGUGAUCGCCAGAAGGUCUUGCGUCAACACAUCACUAAACAGAAGAAGAAGGGUCAUUGA